Giardia duodenalis is the source of this 1020-nucleotide messenger RNA. RefSeq lists its product as uncharacterized. The record is from RefSeq and is a predicted model, not a curated record. The transcript has a single exon. NCBI's taxonomy places the organism in Eukaryota, Fornicata, Diplomonadida, Hexamitidae. Bases 1 to 1020 code for a protein of 339 amino acids.
AUGCUGAGCUCUGUUUUUCUUCCAGCAUAUUACACCGGUACUACAGAUGUCAUCAACGGACUAGAAAGUCUCGCUGCGCAGAGAACUUGCAGCAAGCCUCGAAGGAGGCACUCCAUACGCAGUUAUAGAGCAGCUUCUAUAGACCCAGCUGAAGUAGAACAAGAAUGUCCACCACCAUUGCCGCCGCCACUGCCUAGGCCAAACACAAUUUUAGAUUUUAUUCAUUCACCUUUACGGCCUAUAGAGGCUAGUUCACAAAAGCAGAGGCGCAGCGUUAGUGAACACCCUGCUCGCCACCAUGGUGUCCGCCCCCCUAUCUUAGAUGCAUCCAUUUCUCAGCCACCCCAGAUCCUGGAGUCUCUUCCUAAGAGCCGGUCCUUCAGCGAAGAGCCUGGCCCUCCCGAGAAGCCUCGCUACCCAAAGGCAAGGAUUUCUGCAGACAGGCUAGAUAGGCUCUACAGGACAUACAGCAGAAGGUUCACUACGAAGAUAGCAAACCAGAAACGGGCCACCAGUGUAAACAGUUGGUCUCAGAAGAAGGCCGAGAAAGAUAGAGAAACGCUCGAUGCAAUAACCAGAAUAGAAAGCACACCGUGUAUGUUCGGUAGCCCACAGGACCUCGAUUCUCUAGCUGUGCAGAAGGCUGAGGUCGUCAGGGCCAUAAGUUCCCACAAGGGGAAGAAGCUGACAGAGUCCGCCGCUUCUCUUGCCGGGGAUAAAAGUUUACACUGCCGCAAGUCGUACCUGGGAAAGUAUUACUCGCUUCGUUACCUCGACAGGAUUGCUGAGUGUGAAGCAGACAAGGCCAUCAUUGCAAACGCAAAGAAGGUUGCUGCGGAUGUGGGGCUUGCAGACAACUCCAGCACAAAGCUAUGGGCUAAGAUAACCCUGGAUGAAGAUGAAGGAGGAUACAACAUCAGCAUACGCGCACCCCUCGAUUUCCUCUUUGAAAAGUCCCCUGUCCACGACACACUCCAGACCAUAUACGAGACAGCAUCUGAGCGGAAUAUGUACACAUAA